ACUCAAACCCCCGAGCACAUAUAUCUAUCGAUCCAUUCCGCGGAGCACUCAAUUUUCAGCAUAUGCCUUCUUCUUCUCCAUGCGUUUCUUCUGCGGGUGCCUGAGGCGGCGACUGGGACGCCGCCACGGCGGCGGCGGAGAAGAUGACGCGGGAAACGACGGACCGGACUUGUUCUUCGACCUCCCCACUCUUCAGAUUGCCACCAACUUCUUCUCCGAUCUCAACCAGCUCGGUCAGGGCGGGUUCGGCCCGGUCUACAAGGGAUUGAUGCCAAAUGGUCAAGAAGUUGCUGUUAAGAAGUUAUCAUUAAAUUCAAGGCAGGGAAUUGGAGAAUUUACAAAUGAGGUGAAACUGCUGCUGAGAAUUCAGCACAAAAACUUAGUUAUAUUGUUGGGUUGCUGCGUCGAAGGCCCCGAGAAGAUGCUUGUUUACGAAUAUCUGCCCAAUAAGAGCCUGGACUAUUUCCUCUUUGAUAGGAAGACACCUACUCCUUUAGAUUGGAGAACAAGAUUUCAGAUUGUCUCAGGCAUUGCAAGGGGUCUUCUCUACCUACAUGAAGAAGCUCCAGAAAGAAUCAUUCAUAGAGACAUCAAAGCGAGUAACAUAUUGCUGGAUGAGCAGUUGAACCCCAAGAUCUCAGAUUUUGGUUUGGCAAGAUUGUUUCCAGGAGAAGACACCCAUUUACUCACGUUUAAGAUUUCCGGUACACGCGGUUACAUGGCUCCAGAAUAUGCAAUGCACGGAUAUUUAUCAGUGAAAACAGACGUCUUUAGUUUCGGGGUCUUGGUAUUGGAAAUUGUGAGUGGCAGAAAGAAUAAUGACGAAACACUUGGUCCUGAAAUGGCUGACCUUUUAAACUAUACUUGGACGCUUUUUCAAGCUCGUAAGACCCUAGAACUAGUUGACACCAGCCUCGAAAGCUGCAAUCCUGACGAGGCAGCAAUGUGCAUUCAGAUUGGGCUGCUAUGCUGCCAAUCGGCUGUACCCGAAAGGCCCAACAUGAACUCUGUCCAUCUCAUGCUAUCCAGUGAUUCGUUCACUCUCCCCAAGCCUGGAAAACCCGCAACACACGGCCGGUUGGGGAGAUGGGCCACCACGGGUUCGAGCGGUUUCACCAAAAGUACUGGUUCCAGCAGCGCACAAACAGGAGUCACUAAGACCUCAGGAGGCAAUUCGAUAUCCUAUUCUUCUUUGGAUGAAGGCAGGUGACUUUCAUUUGUAGGACUCUAGGGCCUAGUUGGAUGGAGGGGUUUGGAGGGAAUGACAAUGGAGAGCUAAGCUAGUCUAUAUCUUGAUCAGUGGAAUGUUUUUUCAAAAUGAAUAAAAUUUGGUUGAAAUG
Molecule: messenger RNA, 1340 nt
Organism: Cuscuta campestris
Lineage: Eukaryota; Viridiplantae; Streptophyta; Magnoliopsida; Solanales; Convolvulaceae
Source: the annotation of a GenBank genome assembly